Messenger RNA from Penicillium verrucosum, 4452 nucleotides. RefSeq names its product WD40 repeat-like protein. The coding region runs from base 1 to 4452 and encodes 1483 amino acids. Gene Ontology annotation, molecular function: protein binding. The transcript is spliced from 3 exons. The record is from RefSeq and is a predicted model, not a curated record. Lineage: Eukaryota; Fungi; Ascomycota; Eurotiomycetes; Eurotiales; Aspergillaceae.
AUGCGCUUCUAUUCGGGCAAGAAUGCCGUGCCGAUAAAUAGUUCUAGUCCAGAGCCAGAAGCUGACACUGGAAGAGGCUCACCUGAGAAUUUUACUCUGUGGGACGAAGCCUAUGAUCUUUUGAAGGCAGAAAAGCCUGAACUUUUGUUUGAGUACGAAUGCAUCUUAUCACGAGUACUCGACGAAGACAAGCGAACUCCGAUACAGCGAGCACGAGAUCCGGAUAAUUCCAACAAUAUUCCCCAACUCAAUAUAUCAGAACGUCGUGAAAUGCUACAGCAUAUUGCUGAGUCCAGCUUUAAAAAAAUGCAAGAGGGAAAGCAAGCGACGUUCUUCGGAAAGAAAAUUGUGUGGCAAGAGUCGAUAGGAAAGCUCGGGAUGGGCAUAGAAUGGGUUCAGAAUUACGCCAAAGACGCACUCAGAGAUGUUCCUUAUGCGCCCGCUGCUAUGGCAUGCACAUCCCUUCUUCUUCCUUUGUUAACCAGCCCAUAUAAGACUGAUGGUGAAAAUAAUACGGGGUUUCUGUACGUCUCGUCGCAAAUUCGAUACUACAUCGCGAUGGAAACAUGUCUACCGUCCGACAUUCGGCAUGAUGAUAUAACGGCUAAGCUGAAGGAGCAAUUGAAAGGUUUAUAUAAACUUGUGAUUGACUACCAGGUGCAGAGUGUGAUGAAGUUCAAUCGCAACGCCGGAAAGAACUUCCUUCGGAGUGUGGUCGAUUAUGACGACUGGAGCGGUCUGCUGAAAAUAAUCCAAGAGGAAGAGAAGACACUCGACAGGAAUUUCCACCAAGCUGCAGCCGUGUUAAAACUACAGGACUUUCGGUUAAAUCUACAGCACCUUCGUGACCUCAAACAGGAGGCUCAAGAAUCACGCGAGCAACUCCAGGAUAUUGCCAGUUACGCACAGAAAAUUGAACAGCACAUGUAUGAGUCCGAAAAACGUCGUGUGCUGGGAACGCUAAAGGCUACCGACCCUUCGCUGGAGAAACAAUCCCUUGAGAAGCGUAAAGGCGGCCUGCUCGAAAAAUCAUAUGGUUGGGUGAUUGAUAACGAAGACUUUAAGAGGUGGAAGAACGCUAGCUCAGGUCAGCUUCUAUGGGUCAAAGGGGAUCCUGGCAAAGGAAAAACAAUGUUACUCUGUGGAAUCAUCAAUGAGCUUUCUCCAGUACUUACUGGUGACCCCAAUAUUGCGUUCUUCUUUUGUCGAGCUAGCGAGGAAAGCCUUAACACUUUCUCUGCAGUUCUACGAGGACUAAUCUUUAUGCUUGUGGAGCAGCAGCCUUCACUAACGAAUCACUUCCAAAAUUCCUUUGAUGGCCAUAAUUCUUGGGUCGCCUUGGUGGAGACCUUAGCAAGGAUCCUCAAUGAUCCGACUUUACACCCAACUUACUUCGUCAUUGAUGGGCUUGAUGAAUGUAUUGAAGAUCGGCAAUUCCUUCUUGACCUGAUUGUUGAGCAUUCGUCGGCUCAUGAAAAGGUCAAAUGGAUCGUCUCGAGCCGGAACUGGGUGGAAAUUGAGCUAUCUCUCGGCCGGGUAACGAAAAUGACACUUCAGCUGGAGUUGAACGAAGUGACCUUGUCAAAGGCCGUUCACUUCUUCAUCGAUUAUAAGGUCAAAAAAUUGGCCGACGCAAUUCCCAGGAAACCCGAGGUUUGGAAAGAUGUCAAGGACCAUCUACUUCAGAAUGCCAAUGACACAUUUCUCUGGGUAGCCUUGGUUUGCGAAGAGCUUGCCAAAGCCAGUAGAUUGGGGAGUGUUAUGGAGAAACUUGGAGAAUUUCCUCCUGGUCUUGAGAAUAUCUACAAGCGCAUGAUGAGCCAAAUUUCCGAAAUUAACAGCUCAUCUGAUCCUGAGACGUGCUUGUCUAUUCUGGGCCUUGUCACGACUGUUCUCCGCCCCAUCACGCUGGAGGAAAUGAUGGUCUACAUUGAAGUGCGUGGUGAUGUCAAUGACGCACUCGAUCUAGUUCGACUUUGUGGCUCUUUCCUAUCUGUUCAGGAUGGCACAAUCUUCUUGAUUCACCAAUCAGCAAAAGACUUUCUCACGAAGGAUGAGACAUCCAGCAAGAUAUAUCCCGAUGGGAAGGAGAGGGUACAUUACGAUCUAUUCUCCAAGUCGCUACAACUUAUAGGAAGAACGUUGAGAAGCGAUGUCUAUGGUUUGAGUGCACCUGGUUAUCCGAUUGAGCAGGUCCAGCCGCCAAAUCCAGAUCCCCUACUUGCAGUACGCUAUGCAUGUGUCUACUGGGUCGACCACAUCAUAUGCAGUAGGAUCGAUGACACUGAGAGAGCCCUCCAAGGAGGAGAAUCCGUGUAUUCGUUUCUUUGUCAGAGCUAUCUUUGUUGGUUAGAGGCCAUGAGCAUCCUCAAGAGCAUUCCUGGUGCCAUUGCAUCCUUGCAAAAACUGGAAAAGUUGAUCGAGAAAUGGACAUAUGAAAGGUCAGAACCCUUGAUAUACCAACUUAGGGAUGCCAUCCGAUUUGUCCAGUACACCAAGGUCGCCAUUGAAAGCAGCCCACUUCAGGUUUACCAUUCAUCUCUCAUCUUUAGCCCCAUGGAUAGUAUCACGCGACAAGGGUACUAUGACGGAGUGAUUGGAGGAGCCUUGAAUAAGAGAUUGCCGCUGAUGGAGAGGGCUUGGAGCCAAUGUCUUCAAACCUUAGAAGGUCACAACGAUGGGGUCGUCUCUAUCGCCUGGUCUCAGGAUGGAAGUCGACUCGCUUCAAUGACCAACAGCAGCGCCAGAAUAUGGAAUUUGGGUACUAACGACCGCAGUCUCGUCCUCGAAGUGGAUGGACCUUCAAAAUCUUCAAUCUGGUGGCUAGAUGACACCCAAGUCGCUGCGCUGUCGAAAAGUGCUAUCAAGGUCUGGAAUAUAGCUACCAGGCAAUCUGAAUCAAAGUUUGAGGACCAUUCACUCGACCUUUCUUGCAUGGCCUGGUCGUAUGAUCGACGUCGACUCGCCUUGGCAUCAGAUAAGUCUAUCUGGAUUGCGGAUCCAACUACCGCCAUCUUGGUACCAAUGCUGGAGGGCCACACGGGGGCUAUCUGGGCGUUGGCCUGGUCGCCAGAUGGGACUCAACUCACAUCAGGUUCAAAGGAUGGAGGCAUCAGGUUGUGGGAUGCAAGUACCAUGAAGUGCCUCCGUACCAUUCCGAGUUCUGAAUGGGUCAGGUCCAUAGAAUGGUCUUUGGAUGGUAGUCGGUUUGCCUCGAGCUCGGCUAAUGGUUCCAUCAGAGUAUGGGAUACCAAAACGUGGGAGAUUAUGUCACUCCAUGGCCAUAAAGGGUGGGUUGAAGCGAUAGCCUGGUCUCCAGAUGGAUCCAAAAUUGCAUCAGGGUCCUAUGAUACGACUGUCAAGGUCUGGAAUUCACAUACCAUGGAGUGCACCGUUACCCUUGAGGGCCAUAGUGGCAAUAUUUGCUCUUUAUCCUGGUCUCCAGAUGGAAGGCACCUUGCCUCCGGGUCCGAUGACAAGACCGUCAAAAUAUGGGACACAACAAUCAAAUUUCAGCCAACCAAAAGGGGCCAUAAUGGACCUGUGCAAUCGAUUACCUGGAGUCACGAUGGAGCCAAAGUGAUAUCAGAAUCAAUGGACGCAACCAUUCGGUCGUGGAAUAGAAUUACCGGCGAGUGCACGAUUCUCGAAGGCCAUAAUGGCAUACGAUGCAAGUUUUUCGGGAAUCACGAUGAAAAUAAAUAUGCAUCAACAUUGUAUGAUGGCGUCGUCCACGUGUGGGAUCCGAUUACUGGACAGGGCACGCCUUGCGGGGAACAUCGCUACGGUGUUACAGACAUUGCCUGGUCUCCCAAAGGAACUCAACUCGCAUCAUCAUCAUAUGAUAAGACAGUUCGAGUGUGGAAUCCGACUAAUAGUCGUGAGUUCUUGGCUUUUAGAGGGCAUACCGACGUGGUUGAUGAUAUUGCCUGGUCUCCCAACGGACGUCAAAUUGCAUCAGCAUCAAGGGAUCAUACCAUUCGGGUGUGGAAUGCGACUACCGGUCAAGAGGUCUCGAUUUGCAGAGAGCAUACCAACACAGCUUCGACAGUUUCCUGGUCUUGCGAUGGACGCCUACUUGCAUCUGCAUCGGACCAUCGAAUCGUUGUAUCAAAUCCAACCACUGGCCAGUGUAUCUUAAAUUUCCCUAUUGAAACCAGUGGCUUCCUUCAGUUCGAUGACACCGACCUAUACUUACUCCACACUGGGUUUGGCAAGUUCGAUAUUAGGGAUCUGGUACGUGCCUCGACAAGCUCCAAUGACUCAAACUAUGUACCAAAGCCAUAUGGGUAUGGCCUCAGCGGAGACCUGUCCUGGAUAACACAAGAUGGAACUAGGGUCUUGUGGUUACCCCCUGAACACCGACCUGCCGGACUACGUGCAUUUGACAUCUCAGGAAGAACUGUGGCCAUCGGUUGUGUCUCCGGCAUCGUUGAGUUCUAUAACUUCUAG